Messenger RNA from Orussus abietinus, 1883 nucleotides. RefSeq names its product maltase 1 (gene Hbg2). Gene Ontology annotation, biological process: carbohydrate metabolic process. The transcript has 2 exons. Bases 44 to 1777 code for a protein of 577 amino acids. The record is from RefSeq and is a predicted model, not a curated record. NCBI's taxonomy places the organism in Eukaryota, Metazoa, Arthropoda, Insecta, Hymenoptera, Orussidae.
CUCGAUUUCUCUGGAGGGCGUCAAAGUGGCGUUUUCUGUGAGAAUGUCGCUUCACGCCGUGACGUUGUGCCUCUUCCUGGGGCUGGUGGCGUAUUCCGCUGCAGCGGACAAGAAUUGGAGGAAGAAUGCGCUCGUAUAUCAAGUGUACCCCCGAAGUUUCAAAGACAGCAACGGGGACGGGGUGGGCGACUUGAACGGCAUCACUAGCAAGCUGGAGCACAUAAAAGACAUCGGUGCCACCGCCUUCUGGAUCUCCCCCAUCAAUACCAGCCCAAUGGUGGACUUCGGCUAUGACAUUUCAAACUUCACGGAUAUCGACCCGGUUUUCGGCACCCUGGCCGAUUUCCAAAAAUUGACGGCUCGAGCCAAGGCCCUAGGACUCAAGGUGCUCCUCGACUUCGUGCCCAACCACAGCUCCCACGAGCACGAGUGGUUCAAGAAGAGCGUCAAGAGGAUCAAGCCCUACGACGAGUACUACAUCUGGAGAGACGCUAAGGUCGUCAACGGAGUCAGACACCCGCCCAAUAAUUGGCUCAGCGUUUUCUGGGGAUCCGCUUGGGAGUGGAACCAGGAGCGAGGCCAGUACUACUUCCACCAGUUCGCAGUCGGCCAACCCGACUUGAACUACCGCAGCAAGGCUCUGGACCAGGAGAUGAAGAACGUCCUGAAGUUUUGGCUGGACCGUGGAGUGGAAGGUUUCCGAAUCGACGCCAUCAACCACAUGUUCGAGGACCCGCGAUUUCUUGACGAGCCGCGCUCCUUCCUUCCUGGCGUGAAGCCCAACGAGUACGAGUACCUGGACCACAUCUACACGAGAAAUCUUAACGAGACCUACGAUGUCCUCAAGUCCUGGAGAAACCUCUUGGACCAGCACUCGAAACUGCACGGGACCGACCCGAAGAUCAUUCUGACGGAAGCCUACACGUUCAUGCCGUUGACCAUGAAAUACUACACCUACGGAUCCAACGCUCCCAUGAACUUCAUGUUCAUAGCCGAUCUAAACAACGGGUCGACCGCGUCGGACUUCAAGAGAACCAUUGACAACUGGAUGAACAACAUUCCCGAUGGCGAAUAUGUGGCGAACUGGGUGGUCGGCAAUCACGACAACCACAGAGCGGCCAGCAGGUUCGGAACUCUCAGAGCCGAUCAGCUCAACAUGCUGAGCUUGAUCCUGCCGGGAAUCGGCAUCGUCUACAACGGCGACGAGAUCGGCAUGGAGGAUAACGUCAUCUCCUGGAAGGACACCGUCGACCCCGCUGGAUGCAACGCCGGACCCGACAAGUACCACCUGAAAUCCAGAGACCCGGAGCGAACGCCCUUCCAGUGGGACAACACGAAGAACGCCGGCUUCACCACCGGCAACAAGACCUGGCUGCCCGUCCAUCCUAACUACAAGACCCUGAAUCUCGCGGCCCAGAAGAAGGUCCCGAUCUCGCACUACAACGUCUUCAAGUCUUUGGUAAGGCUCCGGCAGCUCCCGGUCCUCCGAGACGGCGCUCUGGAGAACAUCCUCGUGCACGACAACGUCCUGGGCAUCGUGCGACGUCUGCGAGGCUCUCCACCAGUGGCUCUGCUGGUGAACUUCUCGAACUCCCCGAUCGUCGUCGACGUCUCUACGAGGCUCAACCUCCCUCGGGUCCUGACCGUCUACACUGCCAGCAUCUACUCCAAGAUCCCGGUUGGAUCGCGAGUGGACGCCUCCAAGCUGACCAUCCCAGGAUCGGCAUCCAUCGUCCUGAGCACUCCCUCGCUCGGAAAGUACCUGCAGGCACUUUAACGGCGACCUUAAUUUACUGAUUAUUUUAGCGUCUUUGGAUGAGUAAACCGAGUCGAUGCUUAAAGCUCAAUUGGUUUCAAUAAAUUCCAGUCAAGUUCCCUACGUA